GCCAAUGACAAUAAAAACAAUUCCACAGUUUUCUGUUUGCAAUGAAGAAAUCUACAUAAUUAGAAAGAAAAACACAUCAAAUGAACGACGAAUAUAAAAUAUUUAAUCAAUUAGUAGCAAAAAAAUUUGAUUGAGAGCAUAGUGUAGUUGUGGCGUGGAACAAGUUAUGGAACGUUUAAUGGCAGUGACAACAUUUCAGAAAGCGAUUGAUUCGCUUAAAACAACGGAAUGCAGUCAAAAAGAGAAAUUGAUAUUAUUCACGCAAAUUUCCGACUCUAUACAAUCGCCAGCAUUACGCGGAAAUGUAAAUUAUCUCGUUUAUGUCAGCAAUGCCGUAUCAAUUUUGUUAAUGUUUUGCGAGGAUGUCGACUCAGUUGUUCGCAUGAGUGCCGAAGAAAAUUUAAAUCGUGUGAUUCGAUUUUCAACACCAACAAAUGUCGUUCGCAUUCAAUAUGAUCUGUUUCAAGAGAUAAAACGUAAUGGUAAUGAUCGUUCUCUACGCAUCGCAUUAAAUCAUUUUGGACAUUACGCCCACAUGAUAAAACAACGCAAGGUUAAACCGUAUGCACUGAAUCUAUUGCCAUGCAUUUUAUCUAUUUCACAACGAAAGGAACAACAGCUGAUUGAAACACUUUCACAGUUUUUCGAUAAAUUUUGCACAUUUUUUCAAAUCAGUCUCACCGAAAAUGAAGUUUCCAAUUUGAUUGAGUUUUUCUUGAAAGAUGCCAUCAGUUCAGAGUGUCCAGUGAAACGACGGUGUUCAGCGUCAAAUGUUAUGACAUUAAUUGAACAUGCACGACGACCGGAUGUUAUGGCUAAACAUGCACUUACAUUAUGUCUCGAAAACCUGGUGAAAGAUUUUACAUUGAAUACAAUUGUCGGUGCGCUUGGUUUACUUCGGAUUUUGCUACCGAAAUUACUGACAACCAUUUCACUGGAGCUAUAUGUCAUUCAAAAAAUCAUCGAAAUUUAUGAACUAUGUUUGCAUCUAUUGAGUGACAGCAAUCACACCAUUAUAAAUGCAUCAUUAGAAUGUCUUAGUGUUAUUUUAAAUCAUUCCAAACCGCAGCUAUCAAACCUAUUGAUAAAUGAUAAAUUAAUUCAUAUGGAAGUAUUAUGUAAAAAGCGUUCGUUGAAAAAUCAAAUUUUUCACCGUAAAUUAUCGACACCAUCAAUUGACACAUCGUCAAAAAAUCAACUAAUAUCGUCGCCAAGCGACGUGGCGAAAAUGAAAAAAUUAAGCAGUCAUGUGCAUUCGAGUACGAUGACAAAAGAGCUGGACAACAGUGAGUCGGAUAUAUCAAAUGUGUUAGAUUAUGUAACAGCUCAUAAUGCGUCUGUCGACGAUAAGGGACUACUCACUGGCAGUGACAUUGAAUUGGAUUCAUUGCGAUUGAAUGAUUUUGAAUUGUGCCAAAGCAAUGAAUCAUUGGUUCAAUUAUCCGGACGAAAUUCACCGGCUAUCAAAAAAACACCCACAUCAAAUCCAUUGAAGAGUCAAAAGUCCACCGAUUCGAUCGGAUCAUUUUUGAAUACAUUGAUUCAUCCGAAUACGGAAAGUGUUACGAAAUUUUUUCGCGUUGGUUCAUUGGGUCAACAAUCCGAUACACAAUCAAGUACGAUUGAAAAUUUGGCAGACGAUCUAAAUCAGACGGACGUAAAUAUUUCGGAAACAUCCGAUGGCAGUAUGUUAUCGAUAAAUUCAUCUGCAUUUGAUAUGCUUAAUAGAACCGAUGAUUCAAUUCCGGAAAUUGAAAUCUUAAACGAACAAGAGAUUGCAACGAUUCGAUUGGAAGCAGAUGAAAUGAAUCGAGAAAAAUCCGAUGAUAUGGAUCAAACAAUUGAUGCUGCGUCAACCGUUCAUUUUGAAACCAUUGAUCGUGAAUUGCUCAUCGGUAGUAUUUCAAAUCAACCGUUAAUUUACUAUACCGUACGAUUGAUUGCGUCGAAAUUUUUAUUGGUCGGUGUACCAUACAAAUUGAUCGACGAUUGUGAUGUACGUGUCUCAAUAAAGAAUCUCUCAUUGGCUGUAAUUGGACAUUGCGUCGCGUUAUGUCCACGAACACUGUUACUUUCACUUCAAUACAACGGGCCCGAAAAUUUAGAAUUUGAGCAUGAGUCGGAUAGUGAAGAAUCGAUAUGUUCGAAAUCCGAAAAAAAUUCACCAUUAAAAACGAAACCAAAUAACGAUCAGGCCGAUCAAUUAAAUAUAAAGGACGAUCAUUUUGGUGAAAAUAGCAAAGUACCAAAUACAUACUUUGACUUUUUCUUUCCGCUUAGCAAGAGUGCCGAUAAUGUCCUAUUGUCACGACUUAAUUCGGAUAAUAUUGGCGCCGACAAUAAUCGACGAACGCAAAAAAAACUAAUCGGUGAUUUAUCGGAUUUGCUAUCGAAAUCAGACAUUUUGGACUCAAAACCGUCGUACAAAAAUCUUGAUAUUACGACCGAAACCAGCCAAAAUACAAACGAAAAAUCAACAAUCAACAGUCAAGCACUCAUUCAAUCAAUAACCGACGAUGGAUCAUUACAAUUUGUUGAAGAUAUUUUACUAUUUUGGAAUCACAGUGAUCCGAUUUUACGAGCAAAUGUUCAAUUGGUAGCCGGAAAUUUUCUAUUCAGUGUACUAAACGAAUGUGAAUCGAUUGCAAAUUUUUUUGAACAUCUUGAAAUCGCGUCCACAUAUCGAUUUCUCAAUUUUAAUGUACUGUUUAAUAUUUUGAUAAAAGGUCUGUCUGAUGAAAUCCAUACCGUUGUCAAACAAUCGCUGGUUUCGUUGGAGAAAUUUUUUUCCAUUUUAUUGGAUCAUCGAUCGUCUUGGUUUUAUCGAGGUGACGCUUGUAUGCAACCAAUUGUUACCUGUACCGAAGAUUUUCCAAUCGAAUAUUGUCAUAUUUCCACAUCGAUAUCAUUGUUGGAAGAAAUACUCGAUAAACUGCCGCUUGUCUUCGAAAACAAAUAUUGGGUCAUUCAGAACAAGUAUUGUCGAUUUAUUGCAACCAUCAACUAUGAUGCGAUUGAAGAGAUUUUCGGUUUGGAUAAAGGUCGAGAGUACAAGAAUCUCUUUGUGUCACACAUGUAUGCGAUGUUGAAAGACACCGAUGCCCGAAUUCGAAAUGAGGCGGCCACCGCAAUUUUUGAGUUCAAUCUAUCACAAGCAAUGCGAAAAACAAAUGUCGCCCAUAAGCAUGCGAGUGAUACAUUGACCAUUGAAUUUGUAACUGAAACACUAUCAAAUGAGGUGCCAUUUUCAAUGGUCAAUUCAACGGGAACAUUAACUGGAUAUCAGUCAGGAUUAGGCGAUGUUGGCCAUCGACAGUUGAAACGAGUUUUGGGAAAACAUUUGCACGAUUUGACCAAUAAGCUAUUUGAUUUAAAAUCGACCGAACAAUUGUUAGGUGCCACAAAGUGUUUGCUUAACACAAUCAAUUCAUUCAGUCCAAUUCAAUUCGUAGAAAUUUGGUCGGAAUAUAAUGUGUUAGACAUAUGUGUUGAGCUUUUGAUUUCAAAUUACCCAACCGGAAUUGAUUUGUCGAGUCAAUGCGACUUGCUCACCAUAUCAAGCAAUUUACUGGCCGCAAUGAAUCUAAGAAAACUACCCGAUGCCAAUGGUCAGAGAAAAGCGAUCACAUCAUCUCUGCUGGGACAUGUCAUGAAGCUGUUGAGCAUUUAUCAUAAUGUAUUGAUUAACAAGCGUCCGGUUUUCAUUCCAAAAGGCCAAAAAGCCGAUCUUUUUGUGAAUAGCAAAGAAGUUCAAUUGCUUAAUAGCUAUGGAUAUUUUGGAAAUGAUUAUUUUUACUUGAAAAUUUACAAAAUACUUCGAAUUAUUUACGAAAAUUACAAGAUCACAAUAAACGAGGAAAUCGAUUUGAAACUAUUCUCCUUGCUACGAGUGUGCCUUCGUACAAUGGCAUUAUUAAUUGAAAUAAUGGAACCAUUCACCGACACCGAAUCGACAUCAUUUUUCGAUGAGAUUUUAAUUUAUAUCAAAACAACACUCAUUUACGAGCCAAAAAUGUCGGUGGUAUGCAUCAAGCAUCUCAUUCGGAAUAUGUUUUUGAUGACCUAUCCAAAUUGGAAAAUCGAUGAAAAUCUCUUCGAUUAUGAGCGCAUACAAACGAUGGCACCGCAUAAAAUGUUCGAUUAUUUGGAUGAAAUUCGAUGCCAAACACCAGUGCCACAGAAAACCAGUGUUAAUACAACACCCAGUCAUGCUGGAUCAAAAUUAAUCAAUUUUUUGGCAUCCACGUCAACACCCGAAAAACAAAAAACCAAUUCAGAUCAUCGAAAUAUCAAAAUAUUUGAACCAAUUGUGAUACAAUGCUUAAAGCUAUUUACUAAAUCCGAUUCGGAAAUGCAAUCAUAUGUUUUAGAGAUGUUGUGCCAAGUGUUACAGUUAAAAGUAAACUAUUGUCUACUUGAUGCCAACAAUAUUUUCAUGGAAUUUCUUCUCAAGUUAAUUGAAUCGAUUGAAACGGGAAUCAUUAGAAAUAGCCACAUUUUAACACCAAAAAUUAUCAAGAUUCUCUUUUAUUUGGCAAAACAAAAAGAAAAACCACAAAUGACAAUACCGAAGAUUAUCAAUAUCACCGAUAAUUUGCUGGCAAAUAGCAUCACAAAAAAUGGUUCGGUUGAAGCUCUAUAUCAAUUAUCGUAUGAAAUUUAUUUUCCACGGCGCAUCGAUAACGAACCUGUUGAGGAUAGUCAACAGAAUACAAAGGAAAAGAAUACGCAAAAAGAGGUCGUAUUUAGUAUGCUGUUGAAAUUCAUCGAUUCCAUCAAGGUGAAAAAAAUGAUUUGCAUGAUUUUGAUGAAGGAAACGAGCGGUUCAAAGGAAAUCCAUGCAGAGCUGGCUGAAUGUUUAUUACACACAUUAAGUGAUCAAAAGGUUCUUGUAACAACACUGGAUGACUAUCAUUUACUGCGAAAAAUGUGCACCCACAUUCGACCGUAUUUGAUCCAAGAAAAGGCAAAUUGCUUGAGACUUGUGUCACGGCUUCAAAGACGAAGUGAUUCGAUAUUGGAUGACGUGGCAGUAAAAUCGAUAGUUUUGGAGUGUAUUUCGGAGGUGACCGAUGAAAGUACCGUUCUCGCCUGUGUGGCCAAUAAAUUGGAUGCAACUGCUGUGAAUAUUUUGGCCGAAAGUAUUCGAAAUGACUUGAUAUCCAGUAUCAGUUACACCGGUUUCGAAUAUAAUUUACUGUUUGAAGGCAAUCUAUGUAAAAUCAUAGAAUUCUUACAAAUACUGGAAUGCUAUUUGAAUGCGAUCACAAUUAUUUUACGUAACUACAAUGAAACGGCGCAGAGUUUUAAAAGUUACUUCGGUGUUGAUUCGAAAUUUUUGGAAAUUGUAUUGAAUUUUAUGAAGAAUCUACCAUCAAUAGCCAAUUCAUCGAAUAUUUCACAGCGAACCAAUUGGUGUACAAUCAAAAUGAAUUUUGCCAACAGACUAUUUGCCUUUAUUUUUGAUUUGUAUGAAACGUCCGUUUUCGUUGACGCAAUAAUGAAAAAGGCCCAAGAAAAUCACGAAAGAGCAAGAACAUUAUAUGAUCAAUGUGUUACAUCGAUCUUAAUUCAAACGCUUACUUCGAAAACUCUGGACCAUGUCGUUAUCGAUUUUCUUCUGCAGAAUUAUUUUAUAGAAAUUUUGUUUAUCAAUUCAAAAUUCAUCGUAAACACAGUCAAAAGCGGCGAUUUCAUUGAUUUGAUAUUGAGCAAACUCAGCUGUAUGCUACAAGAGAAUAUUCAACAAAAGAAUAUUCUCUUCCUUUUUCUGGAUGCAAUCGAAGUGUGUGACGAAAAAUUCACAUUACUGAGCACAAACCAUCUCUUAGAGACAACAGUCAUUUUCGAAGAGGGUUCACCAGUCGCACGUCGUUCGUUUUCCAUUUUGAGAAAUAAACUUGUCCAUCUCAAUGAUACUACAAACUCUCAAACCGAACUUAUUGCCUCGCUCAACAAAUUCAAGGCGAUGUACCAACAUCAUGACAUGUUUUCUUUGGUUUCAAAACACAUCGAGGAGAUUCUUGCGGAAAAUCUUGAGAAAAUGCCAGCAUCCGAUGAAAUGAAUGUUAAUAUUCCGAUAAAUGAAGACUGGUUUCAUAAUAAGGCUAUCGAUAUUAUGAAAUCGGACAUAAACAAUCGGCGUAUAUUCCAAAUUUUGUCUGAAGUUAAAUUAGAACAAAAGCUCAUUAAAAUAUUUGAACAAUCUCAUGGCGAUGUUGACGUACAUUUAUUGCCGAUAUUAAUUCAGUGUUCAUUUGAAACUAUGACGUCCAAGUUUAAACAUGAUUGUUUCCAGCAUAAUGCUCACAUGAACUAUUUGAAAUUGUCGCCGAUUUUGAAACAGUCAAUAAACACAUUGUGCAAUAAAAUGGACGUGAUUUUCGCAAAACUUGAGCAAAAUAGUGAAAAUCUUAAUGCAACUCAGACUACGGAUCAUGACACAAUCAUUCAAUUGAAAGAGGUCAUGACAGCAGUUUCGGUGUUGUUAGAGUGUUUAGCUGAAUUGCAACAACAAUGUAUGAUUUACGCCGAGGUGUCAUUUGUAAAUAAGUUUCUGGAUGAGCAUAUGUUUCGCAUGUUGAGCUUCCAGCGACUUGUUCGAUUUUCUUCGAUUUGUUUGAAUUCAAUCGAACAUUUACCGGUGAAUGAAACUUUUUUGGAAAUUGCAUGCAAUUGUAUAAAUCAUAUAUUAAGAACGCAGGCCACCUUCAAUGAAUCGAAUAAUUUUUUUGCCACCAACGAAAGUCAUGAUUUUUUCAAUCGGCUACUUACCAUUCUGUACGAAAUUAUUCGAAAAAAUUUUGCCAGCCAAUUAUUUUUGGAGAAAAAUCAACUGAAAACAAUACUUAACGAACGAACACAAACUGAUUUCAAUAAAACAGACACAGCAGAUUUGUCAUAUGCAAGAGCAAUAUUUUUGGGUGUUUUUGUCGAAAAUUGCUUCGACCCGAAAGAGGAAAAGACACAGCAGAAUGCCAAUCAAUUGAACACAUUCAAAGAUACCGUAUUAUCAUUAACAGUGGCCACUUUGCGCAGUGAAUCAUUCUAUUUCUAUGCUGUGACACCGAGAGAAAUUAUCAAUUCAUUUGAUUGGCAACAGAGUGCAAACCAAACCACCACAUUUCAAUCGGUUCCGAUUGAUUGCUUAAAUGAAAUUGAAAUCGUUGAGAAGUUUCUGAAAAGAAUAAACAUUUUCGGAUUUCCAUUACGUCAGCAUUUUGAGGAGUUUUUCAUGUCGUUGCUUUUACUCAUAAAUAAAGUCAAUGAUGAAAAUAUUGUUGAUGCUCAAGAGGAAUAUCAAAUUAAAAAUGUGUGCCUAUCGGCCUUAUUGGAGUUGUUAAUCUCAUGUAAAAUGUAUCCCAACAUUGGAGAUAGACUGAAUGGCAUGUUUCAUCAUGUACCCAGGCAGCAACGACUCAUUGCCGAUUCAAUAAGUUUGCGAAAGUUACACGGGAUUCAAAACGAAUUGAUGCGGCCACCGUCUGUCUUUUAUCUACCAAAUUUGGAACGAUGCGAUGUGCCCACCAAUAAUAUCAUUGGAACGGAGACAUUUCAUUCGCAACAAUACGAUUUGAAUGUGAUAUGGCAUAUCAUUGAGGGACAACCAGCAGCUUCGCGAAGUAUUAAUAUUGAGCUUAAAAAUAUGAAACAUUUCUUGGAUGCGUCGGCUAUCGAUUUCAACAGCAGCAUUCAAUUAACAUUCGAUGUUCUUACGCAACUUCUUGAGGUCAAUAGCAUCCAGAUUUUGCCACAUAUUGUGAAAUUUGCCGAGCUAUGUGAAAAUCGUGAACAGUUUCAUUGGAUUAAAAAUGUUAUGAAUAAAUUGCACGAAUCAAUACCGAAAGAAAAUGCAAUAGCCCAUCAGCAUAUCGCAUACUGUUUGUGUAAAUCGUACGCCAUUCUGAUACCAUCCGUGCAAGAUAUAAAUCAUUUGUGUCAUCCCCUCGUUCUUGGAAAUUACCUGAAGAGUUCGCAUUUAUUCGUGCGUACUGCAGCGCUUAGAGGUGUACUAUUGAUUUUUGAGUCGUGCAUUAAAAGCAACACCACGAUAGGAAGUUUAAGUGAAGAGAUACUAUUGCUUCGAACGUUCAUUAGUAAUUAUAUAACCCAUCAUGGGCUCAUCGAAGAAAGUUCGCUAUCGUUCAGCAAUGAGCACGCGAUACUUGUAUGGACGCUAAACUUUUACGUCAUAGAAACGACAUCGAAGUUUAUUCCUGAUUGUGAUAUGAUGGCCAAUCAAACAGCACUCGGACUUAUAAUUAUGUCAGCGAAUAAUGUGCUUAAGCGAACAACGUCCUUGACACUGUUUUUAUGUAUCAUUCAUGGUCUGGAACGUGUGAUAAUUUCCAAAAUAGCUACAGAUUAUUACCACCAAAAAAUUGAGCGGCUUGCCCUUGAUUUGGUUAAGUUAGAAAAUGAACAGUUUUCAUUGUCAGCGCUGAAAUUAUUGAUGACAUGCAUGUACAUUGGUUCCAAUGAGCAGCUAGAAAACACUGAACGGUGCAAUGGAAUUGUGCAAGACGAGCCAGAGGUAAUAAUGCAAACAACGGAAAAAAUUGAAAUAUUUUAUCAGCGCAUUAAAUUGGCCACAUCGCCAGGUGCACAUAUUUAUGGCUAUGCGCUAUGUCAACUGACUCACGAUUUGGUGCCCCCAAAAGAACUUUUAACCAAAGUGAUUAAAGAGUUUUUGACAGUUAGUCAACCACACUGCGAGGUUAUAGCCACACUCGUAUUUCAGGUAUUCCGUUCGGCUAUUGAUUCGGCCUAUUUACCACUGUUACAAGAUUGGUUACUGUGCUCAUUGCCAAAUUUUUUGUCAUUUUCAACGCCAAAAAUUAUGUGGUACCUGAUUGUAAUUUUCAUAUCAUCGUCAAUUAAUUUGAGUCUUAUCAAAAUAUUUCCACAAGUAUUGGCCGAUUACAAUGCGAUUUUCAACAAUUCUAUACGUGAUAAAAUGAACAAGAGACACGAUAUAUUGACAUCAACAUCCGCAUCGCUUCCAAUUAAAUAUAAAGACGCGACCAGUGAGUGUGUGGCAAUACGGCAACGUACACUUUUUAUAUUGGCCUGUAAAGAUUUUUAUGAACGUCUCAGCUGUGAACAAAAGCGUACUUUCCGUGAUAUAUUUUCAAAUAUGCAGGAGCAAGAAAUCUAUAAUAUGUUGAAAGCUUUAUAAAUUUUAUAUGAAUGUACAGAGAGUCUGAAUUAAAAAUGUCUGUUUGUUGUGCAAUUUAUACAGUGACAUAUUUUUUCACUCAAGCAAAACUCACAUUUAUUCAACAAAAUUGUGGUUUUUGUAAUGACAAAAAGAAUAGAAAUAAUCGAAAUAAAAAUUAAAUAUAGAAAAUGAUCAUAAAUGUGGAAUAAUUCCUAACGAAAUAUGAUCAGUCAGUAUCAUUCAAUUAAUAUGAAAACUUAUAUUUUGACAUAAAAAAAUUGUAUUUUGGCAACACAAAUGUGGACGUCUACAGUGCAAGUAUGGGACACAGGAACAGCGUCAUGAAAUCACUUUUUAAUGAAAUCGCAACUGAAAUUGAAGUGUUAAAUGAUAAUAUUCGUGGUUAUACGAAUAACGUAUUGCAGGUAUCUCUACGAAUGGCAUUCUUCUGGACUACAAAGGAGAUUUGGCACCUGAGCUACUGAAUGGCGUUCCCGACAAAAAUUUGUCAAAGAUACUCAGCGCAUUUGAGAAAAUGAAUACUGCAACGGACAAUUUUAAGAAUAAUGUAUUGGAAUGCAAACGAGAAUUGUUUGGGCUAAUUUUUAUGGGAACAUUACAACAUAUAGCACAACAAAUUAAUCAGUUAAUACCUUAUGCGCCAAAGAGUCGAGUAGCUUUUGUAGACAAGAGUACAGAAGUAAAUACAUACAACGAGUGUGUAUAUAUUAUAAAUCCAAUAUUGGAAGGAGUAGUCACUGAUGCAUCUUUGGCAUUUAUCAACAAUGCAUCACAGCCCGACAAAAGGGACAUAGUGCAGUUUUUACCUUGACAGGUUCAAGUCGCAGAUCAUCAUUUUAAUAGUAUAGUCAGGUUUUAAUGAGGCUUUGGUACUCUUUUUUCCAAUAAA
Molecule: messenger RNA, 10070 nt
Organism: Contarinia nasturtii (swede midge)
Lineage: Eukaryota; Metazoa; Arthropoda; Insecta; Diptera; Cecidomyiidae
Gene: htt
Product: huntingtin
Exons: 27
Coding region: 167-9178 (3003 amino acids)
Cellular component (GO): nucleus; cytoplasm
Source: RefSeq, a predicted model, not a curated record